This is a messenger RNA of Canis lupus familiaris (dog), 1146 nucleotides long. RefSeq lists its product as uncharacterized. Lineage: Eukaryota; Metazoa; Chordata; Mammalia; Carnivora; Canidae. The record is from RefSeq and is a predicted model, not a curated record. Bases 548 to 1000 code for a protein of 150 amino acids. The transcript is spliced from 6 exons.
CCUCAUUAUCUAUUUAGCAGAUGGAGAAGAAUGCCAAGGCUCUUCAUAAGCCUGCUUGUUAAUCCUCCUUGAAAAGCCGUUUUAUAAGAGUGACAUCAAAGCUGGGGUGCCUCGAGGAGCACUCUCUUGAGGACUCUGACAGCCUGUCCCCUGGCUGAAUCUGAAUGUAAAGAGCAAGCAAAGUCCCGAGGCUCUUCUGGCUGCAGCUCCGAUGAGUCUACUACAGGGAGUUAAGCUUCCUAAGCUUCCUGAGCUUCCUAGGUCCCCAGCUCAGGCCUCACCUCUUUACCCAAUGCACGCUGAUUGCUGCGGACAAGGCCUGUGAAGAUGGAUUUUCCAGAUGGGUUGCCAUUUCUUGUCCUCAAUCUCUGGCUUCCAUGGUAGAAUAAGAAAGGUGGAGAAGAGGGAUUUCAGUUUCCUGGGGCGCUGUGUCUGUUAGCUGCCGGUAAAUACCUCUGAGAGACUCUGUUUCCAGCUAAAGAAGACCACCUGUCCUACAACUCUCAGGAUUAGGCACAGGAACUGUCUGGGUGGACCCUCUGGCAAAAUGAAUUGGACCAACUGUAAGUUCCAGAACUCCAGAGCCAGUAGCAAUGCUUUCCUGGAUGACCCCACACCACUGCCCUGCUCUGAGAAUUUCACUACCCUGAAGCCAGAGACUAAACCUGAUGAACUCAGCAGCUUAGGCACAGCAGCUACAGCCAUUUCUGGCUCUGUUGGUGUUGUGGCUCUCAUCUUGCUCCUGGUGGGUCUCUUGUCCAUGACCCUGAAGAAAUGGAGACAUGAGAGACUAUUUAAGAAACAAUUGAGGCACCAGACCAACUUUCUCCAUAGAACUUCGGAGCUUUCCUGCCAUGCUGAUGCCAUAUAUUCGAAUGUGAUCAACCUGGCUUCCUGGAAAGAGGAUGACUUCGCUGUCUAUGCCAACGUGCCCCCUUUCAAUCGCCCUAGGAAGACAUCACCAGACCGAGUGGAAUAUGCCUCCAUUGUAUUCCACUGAUGGGAAGCCAAUGAGAUGCUUCAGAUGGAGAGUCAGACCUAUGCCCCAGCUGGAUCCUGAGCUGGCUUGUGCUUUAGAUGGGUGGUGUGGGGGUGUGGGUGUGUCUAUUUAGAAAAAUGCAUAAAACAUAUUCUAAUGGUGGUAAA